GAACAUGUCGUGUAACUACUAAAGAGACUUUUCAUAGAAGUGUUCCAUCAGCUCCGAACUCAGCUUUUGAUAAAAGCAAAAAGCUGCGAAAUGUGGAACUCCCUGUCUCCCAGACGACAAUCAUUCCAGCCUUUGAAUGUUGUGUCCAUGGUUCAAAUUACGGCGCGAGCAAGUCUCACGAACAUGCUCUUCGGGGUACCUGUUUGGAUAAGACUUUUCAUACAAGCUUUGAGCUUUGGAUAUAAGCAAGCCGUGGUCAAAUGUUCUGCAUGUUCUGAAGUCUUGUCUCUACAUAUACGAUUGAAUGAUUUUACGGGAGUCCUUAACUGGUCAUGUGACAUACUGGAUUUAAGUUCGAACCUUAUCACCAUCAUUCGAAUAUCUCAAUGUCUUUCUCGAACAUUCUGAUUCACUUACGAGUAUGAGAUGCAUCUAUGUAGCGCCGAGGAACUUCUUGGCCAGGGCGUCUCUGUGACUCUUUUUGAACUGCAGUGAGACUCAG
Suillus subaureus is the source of this 502-nucleotide messenger RNA. RefSeq lists its product as uncharacterized. The transcript has 7 exons. Bases 91 to 408 code for a protein of 105 amino acids. The record is from RefSeq and is a predicted model, not a curated record. Lineage: Eukaryota; Fungi; Basidiomycota; Agaricomycetes; Boletales; Suillaceae.